Molecule: messenger RNA, 2194 nt
Organism: Sarcophilus harrisii (Tasmanian devil)
Lineage: Eukaryota; Metazoa; Chordata; Mammalia; Dasyuromorphia; Dasyuridae
Gene: TXNIP
Product: thioredoxin interacting protein
Exons: 8
Coding region: 1-1170 (389 amino acids)
Biological process (GO): protein transport
Cellular component (GO): cytoplasm
Molecular function (GO): ubiquitin protein ligase binding
Source: RefSeq, a predicted model, not a curated record
AUGGUGAUGUUCAAGAAAAUCAAGACUUUCGAGGUGGUCUUCAGCGACCCCGACAAGGUCUACGGCAGCGGGGAGAAGGUGGCCGGCCGGGUGCUGGUGGAGGUGUGCGAGGUGACCCGCGUCAAGGCCGUGCGCAUCCUGGCGUGCGGCGUGGCCAAAGUGCUGUGGAUGCAGGGCUCGCAGCAGUGCAAGCAGGCGAUGGAGUACCUGCGCUACGAGGACACGCUGCUGCUGGAAGACCAGCCCGCGGCUACCGACGAGUCUGUGAUCCUGAGACCUGGAAAUACGUACGAGUACAAGUUCGGCUUUGAACUUCCUCAGGGACCUCUGGGAACCUCAUUCAAGGGGAAGUAUGGCUGUGUGGACUACUGGGUAAAGGCUUUCCUUGACCGCCCCAGCCACCCAACUCAGGAAACCAAGAAAUACUUUGAAGUGAUGGAUCCCGUGGAUGUCAAUACCCCUGAUUUGAUGGCACCUGUGUCUGCCAAGAAGGAGAAGAAGGUUUCUUGCCUGUUUAUUCCUGAUGGGAGAGUAUCUGUCUCUGCCCGGAUUGACCGAAAAGGAUUUUGUGAAGGUGAUGAAAUCUCUAUCAAUGCCGACUUUGAGAAUACUUGUUCCCGCAUUGUUGUGCCCAAGGCUGCUAUUGUUGCCCGCCACACUUACCUUGCCAAUGGCCAGACCAAGGUGUUGACCCAAAAGCUGUCCUCUGUUCGAGGCAACCACAUCAUUUCUGGCACCUGCGAAUCAUGGCGUGGCAAAAGCCUUCGUGUACAGAAGAUUAAACCCUCCAUCCUUGGCUGCAACAUCCUUCGGGUUGAAUACUCCUUAUUGAUUUAUGUCAGCGUCCCUGGAUCUAAGAAAAUCAUCCUUGAUCUACCCCUAGUCAUUGGCAGCAAGUCAGGACUCAGUAGUCGGACAUCUAGCAUGGCUAGCCGAACCAGCUCUGAAAUGAGUUGGGUGGAUCUAAACAUCCCUGACACCCCAGAAGCACCUCCUUGCUACAUGGAUAUCAUUCCUGAAGAUCACAGGCUGGAGAGCCCAACCACUCCUCUCCUUGAUGACAGCUCCCUGGACAGCCCCAUCUUUAUGUAUGCAUCUGAGUUCAAGUUUAUGCCUCCACCCACUUAUACUGAGGUGGAUCCCUGCAUCGUCAACAACAACGUGCAGUGAAUGAACCAAAGAAGAGAAGCAGAAGUUUAUUUAUCUGUUUCUUUCUGUCUUUCCUUGACUCGCUUUUUCAGAAGCAUGACGGUCUCUGCCCACUGUGGGGACGUGUUCACCUUCACCUCUGUCUCCCUGAUGUUAAGAGAUCAGCAGACAGUCAUGUCUUAAAACAGACGCCAAAGUGCAUCCACUCUCUCAGCCAGUCUUGCUGUUAUUUUGUAGAGGGUGUUUGCUGGUUUGUAGGAGGUUUGGGCUUUGUUGUGACCUCUUUGCUCAGAAUUCCCCUGAAUUAUGAGAGGUUUUCAGUAGUUUGGAUUCAGGAUUGGGAUAGCCUCUAGAUUGGUCUUCCCAAGACCUCUGGGAAUCACAAAAAGUUGGCUUCUGGGGAGCCAGACAAAGGUGAUUUAAUGAGCUGGGAAAACAUUUUAUAGAAAUAAUGGCCAAAUUUUGGUGGGAAGAAGAGGCGCCUGAAAUCAGUAUAGCCCUUCCCACAUAUCCUCUCACUCUAUAGAUGUUUAAAGGUGCUCCCAGUUCUUGUAGAAAUUUUUCCUGUUGAUAGAGAAGUGAUCCACUUCACUUCUCAUGACACAUUAUCCUUGUUUCAAAGCAAAGGCAAACAGACCCCUUGAGAGGGAGGCUGGUGAAAGCCUGUGGCUAAGCACUUUGUUCUUCCUCUUAGGAGGUUUUCUUAAGAGUUUGGGUUCAGUGUUGGUAGGAGGAGGAAGGCACAAAAUAUCUUCAAAACUCCUUUGGAGUUCCUUCUGAAGUAUUGUUCUUAGCACUUUUAUUCUUUUGUUUUCCGUUGGGGAUUUUCCUCCUAAUCCCUAAGCAUUAAACUUUAAAAGAUUCUCUUUGUUUCUGGGGUGGGCAGGAGAAAAGUGAUGGUUUUUGUCAUUACCAGUAACUUCCCAAGUAGUUUGAAUUCUGACCACUGUACUUAAUAAGAAAGGGGCCUUCCAGUUCCCUGCCCAGUAAACUGAUUACCAAAUCACUUCCAAAGCUGGGAUUGAAGAGUGCUGAAAGAACCUCU